CUUAUCCUCCUACACUUUCUUUCUCCUUUUUUUUCUCCCACUUGCUUUAUAACUUCAUGCCACAAUUUUCAUGAAAAAUUAAUUAAUUUACUAAUUAAAUUAAAACUCCAUUUUCUGAUUUUCCCCACAAUUCAAACCCCAACAACAUAAAACCCCCUUAAAAACCCAAACCCAAGAUUCUCCCAUUCUCCACCCUCAAAAUAGUACAAUUUUUUAAGGCCUUAUUCAUUGUUUUUCAUUUUAACAAAAACAAGGGUCUUUUAACAAAAAGGGUCAUUUUUUUUUCCUUCAUGGCUCUGAUCACAUCACAGCCUAAACACCCUCUUCUUAACCAAAUUACCACUGUUCACUGUGCAAUUCCAAGGUUGAACAGAACUGUGAUUGGUCUUGGAUCCUUCACAAACAAUGUUAAAACCAUUAAAGUUUGUAACUUUGACUCAAACCCAAGAAAAUUCACUCUUCAAAAUCACAACUUUAUUACCUAUAAAAAUAACAAGAAGCCAAUAACAAUAGCAGAACAAGAAGAACAAGAGCAAGGGCCAUUGAGGAAUCAGAGAAGGAUUCUGCUAUCUGAUGUGGUUGUGGAGAGAGAGAGGAAUGUGUUAUUUGGAAGGAAAUGGAACUCACUGGAUGUUGGAACUGCUGGUGUUGUUCUUGCCAUGCAUGUUCUUAGUCUCUUUGCACCAUUUCAAUUCAAUUUCCAUGCUCUUUGUGUUGCUUUGUCUUUGUAUGUUGUGACUGGUCUAUUUGGUAUCACACUCUCUUUCCAUAGAAACCUUUCUCAUAGGAGCUUCAAGCUUCCCAAAUGGCUUGAAUAUACAUUUGCCUAUUGUGGAGUUCUUGCUCUUCAGGGUAACCCAAUUGAUUGGGUUAGCACUCAUAGGUACCAUCACCAAUUCUGUGAUUCAGAGAGAGACCCUCAUAGCCCCACUGAAGGAUUCUGGUUCAGCCAUAUGAGUUGGCUAUUUGAUACAAAUUCUAUCAUAGAAAGGUGUGGGGAGACAAACAAUGUUGGUGAUUUAGAGAAACAAUCUUUUUAUAGGUUUAUAAGAAGUAGUUACAUUGUUCAUCCACUUGCUUUGGGAGCUCUUCUUUAUGCCAUUGGAGGAUUUCCUUUUCUUGUUUGGGGAAUGGGUGUGAGGAUUGUUUGGGUGUACCACAUAACUUGGUUGGUGAAUUCAGCUUGCCAUGUAUGGGGGAAUCAAGCAUGGAACACCAAGGACUUAUCCAGAAACAAUUGGUGGGUGGCAUUGCUUGCAUUUGGUGAAGGUUGGCACAAUAACCACCAUGCAUUUGAGUAUUCAGCUAGACAUGGCUUAGAGUGGUGGCAAUUGGACAUGACUUGGUAUGUGGUUAGGUUCUUGCAAGCAAUUGGAUUGGCCACUCAUGUCAAGCUACCCUCUCAAAGUCACAAGCAAAAAUUGGCAUUCAAUGAAUAAUGAAUGUAUGAUUUGACUAUGUAUAAGGUCACUAUAGUUUAGAUAUAAAAAAUUAUAACCAUAAUGGAGUCAUUUUUCAAUUUUUUUUUUUGAAAAUUUUUAUUACUCAAAUUACUCCUUUAAAUAUUACAAAUUAAUCAUUUGUAUCCUUUCGUUACACGAUUGAUAGUUUUUGUCCAUCA
Molecule: messenger RNA, 1621 nt
Organism: Arachis stenosperma
Lineage: Eukaryota; Viridiplantae; Streptophyta; Magnoliopsida; Fabales; Fabaceae
Product: palmitoyl-monogalactosyldiacylglycerol delta-7 desaturase, chloroplastic-like
Exons: 5
Coding region: 291-1439 (382 amino acids)
Biological process (GO): lipid metabolic process
Cellular component (GO): endoplasmic reticulum membrane
Molecular function (GO): oxidoreductase activity, acting on paired donors, with oxidation of a pair of donors resulting in the reduction of molecular oxygen to two molecules of water
Source: RefSeq, a predicted model, not a curated record